Stegastes partitus (bicolor damselfish) is the source of this 2093-nucleotide messenger RNA. RefSeq names its product nuclear receptor subfamily 1, group H, member 4 (gene nr1h4). Lineage: Eukaryota; Metazoa; Chordata; Actinopteri; Pomacentridae. Gene Ontology annotation, molecular function: zinc ion binding; nuclear receptor activity; RNA polymerase II cis-regulatory region sequence-specific DNA binding. Gene Ontology annotation, biological process: cell differentiation; bile acid signaling pathway; negative regulation of inflammatory response. The transcript is spliced from 9 exons. The coding region runs from base 1 to 1458 and encodes 485 amino acids. The record is from RefSeq and is a predicted model, not a curated record. Gene Ontology annotation, cellular component: RNA polymerase II transcription regulator complex.
AUGAAUGAGUGGGUGGGCCCCGACAUCAAUGUGGUGGGACCGCUGCAAAUCCCACCCGGCGAUGACUUCUCCAUCUCGGAGAGCUCGCACUUGUUUGAUAUUCUGGCAGAUCAGGGCAGUCCUCUCCUGCAGGAUCCCGACAUUAUGCCCUUCGCCGGCUACCCCAGCAUGCAGUACCCGCCCAUGGAGCCCAACAUGUCUUCCACUCCGUACUACUCCACUCAGAACUACUACCCUCAGUACCACGGAGACGAGUGGUACUCGCACACGGGGAUAUAUGAACUGAGGAAAGGACCCCUGGAGGGCGGCUAUGAAGCUGAGAUGGAGGAGGGGUCCUCUGUUGUGCCGGCGGUGUGCAAGAGGACCCGGCACAUGUCGCAAGCUGGGAGAGUCAAAGGGGAGGAACUGUGUGUUGUGUGUGGAGACAAGGCCUCCGGAUACCACUAUAACGCUCUCACCUGUGAGGGGUGUAAAGGUUUCUUCAGACGGAGCAUCACAAAAAACGCUGUGUACAAAUGCAAGAGCGGCGGAAACUGUGAGAUGGACAUGUACAUGCGCAGGAAAUGCCAGGAGUGCCGGCUGAGAAAGUGCAAGGAGAUGGGCAUGCUGGCCGAGUGCCUGCUGACAGAGAUCCAGUGUAAAUCGAAAAGGCUGCGAAAGAACACCAAGGCCUCCCCGGGACAGUCGCCAGGAGACGAGACGGAGGGAGCCGACGGCGCAGACAACAAACAGGUCACCUCAACCACCAAGCUGUCAAAGGAAAAGGUUGAAAUCACUAAAGAGCAGCGGGCGCUCAUGAAGCUCAUCCUCGAUGCUUACAACAGACAUCAGAUUCCUCAAGAUGUUACCAAAAAGCUGCUACAAGACCAGUACAGCGCCGAGGAGAACUUCCUCCUGUUGACUGAGAUGGCGACGAGUCAAGUCCAAGUGUUGGUGGAGUUUACGAAAAACAUUCCAGGCUUCCUAUCUCUGGACCACGAGGAUCAAAUCGCUCUGCUGAAGGGUUCGGCUGUGGAGGCCAUGUUUCUGCGCUCGGCUCAGGUUUUCAGCAGAAAGAUGCCCAACGGACACACAGAAGUUCUAGAGGAGAGGAUACGCAAGAGCGGUAUAUCUGAAGAAUUCAUCACACCCAUGUUCAACUUUUACAAAAGCAUCGGUGAGCUCCACAUGGUGCAGGAGGAACAGGCUCUGCUCACCGCCAUAACCAUCCUGACACCAGACCGGCCUUAUGUGAAGGACCACCUGGCUGUCGAGAGGCUUCAGGAGCCGAUGCUGGACGUGCUGAGGAAGCUGUGCGUCCUGCAGCAUCCGCAGGAGCCGCAGUACUUUGCUCGUCUCCUGGGUCGCCUGACGGAGCUGCGAACACUCAACCACUACCACGCCGAGAUGCUCUCGUCCUGGAGGAUGAACGACCACAAAUUCACCCCGUUGCUCUGCGAGAUCUGGGACGUGCAGUGACGCAGCAGCAGCAGCAGCAGAGGAGGAAGAGGAAGCGGUGACACGGGGAUGAUAAAGCUGAACAAUUUCAACUUGCAGGACAACAUGGUGGCCCAGCUCCAGCGCGUAUUUAUACUGCAAGGACGCGAGGAUCUGGAAUUGAAAUCCUUGCGCAACCUGUUUGCCAGAGCUGUGCCCGACCCUGACGGCAUCAGUCAUGUAGUGACCUUGGCAGUGGUUUAGAGUUUGUGUUUACUAUACUGAUGGAAUUUCUUCAUGGCUCACAUCACUAUUAUAUCAAUGGUAGAAGGGUUUACGGCACAAUGAGGAACCUGUUCAAAGGUUUGCAUUUGUUUGUUUUUUUUACUUCAUGUAAAACAUAUUGAUUAUUCAGACAAACACUGGAACGUAUUCAACGCCGAGAUGGUGCUCAUAAAUAAUGUAAGAUGACGUAGAGGUUCAUUCAUUUAUCAUUUGUAAAUCUCAUCCUUGCUACAUGUACACAUGUUGUGUCGCUAUAGACGACAAGGUUUUCAGGAAUCAGGUUUACAUAGGAAUAUUUUUUGUACCUGUUAGUUAACACAAGAGAAUUGUUCAUAGAAGACUUAAAAAAACUCAGAUACAACAUCUGGAAGAUUAUAAUCCUCACCCUUUAU